CGCGGCGGCCAGGCUUGCGCGCGUCUCCCUGGGCUGACUCCCGGGCAGGAUGGAGUGGGUGUGGGCACUCGUGUUGCUGGCUACGCUGGGCAGCGGCCGGGCAGAGCGCGACUGCCGGGUGAGCAGUUUCCGAGUCAAGGAGAACUUCGACAAGGCUCGAUUCUCCGGGACCUGGUACGCCGUGGCCAAGAAGGACCCCGAGGGCCUCUUUCUGCAGGACAACAUCAUCACUGAGUUCUCCGUGGACCAGAAUGGCCAGAUGAGCGCCACAGCCAAGGGUCGAGUCCGACUUUUGAAUAGCUGGGAUGUGUGCGCAGACAUGGUGGGCACCUUCACCGACACAGACGACCCUGCUAAAUUCAAGAUGAAGUACUGGGGCGUUGCGUCCUUUCUCCAGAAAGGAAAUGACGACCACUGGAUUAUCGACACGGACUAUGACACCUACGCUGUGCAGUACUCCUGCCGCCUCCAAAACCUUGACGGCACCUGUGCCGACAGCUACUCCUUUAUAUUCUCCCGUGACCCCAAAGGCCUGCCCCCUGAAGUGCAGAGAAUCGUGCGGCGGAGGCAGGAAGAGCUGUGCCUGGCCAGGCAGUACAGGCUGAUUGCUCACAAUGGUCAUUGUAAUAGCAGAUCCGAAAAAACCCUUUUGUAGCAACAUCGAGGAUGUCAAGUUUCACCUAAAAACGUCCCACUCACUCUCAGCUGUCAAUUCUAUUUAUCUUAAUUUACGUUGGCCCUCUCUCUUCUCCUCCCCUCAGCAAACAUAAAACCUUCUUCUGUACACACAAAAAAAAUUUAUGUUUGUGGAAAUAAGUGGACCUGUUUGCACUCAAAUGUCUAUUGUUACUAGAGUUUUCUAAGGAAUCAUUUGAGGCUUAAGAUUCCAGAUUUUGAUUUAUUAAAACACAGUCAUCUGUUUCCU
Molecule: messenger RNA, 925 nt
Organism: Talpa occidentalis (Iberian mole)
Lineage: Eukaryota; Metazoa; Chordata; Mammalia; Eulipotyphla; Talpidae
Gene: RBP4
Product: retinol binding protein 4
Exons: 6
Coding region: 50-655 (201 amino acids)
Biological process (GO): retinol transport
Molecular function (GO): retinol binding; retinol transmembrane transporter activity
Source: RefSeq, a predicted model, not a curated record